AUGGUUCCAGUUGCGACUUCACCACCUGGGCUUAUCUCGAUGAAGUCUCGAGUCAUCAACAAGUUUUAUGAGCCCCUGGUUCUUUUGAAGGCAAUGAACGAUGAGAUGACAAGCCUGGCCGAAUUCGUCGACCCAGAUGAUCUCAACUAUCGCGGAGAUGUGAAAAAAAUCUUCCAGGCCUUUGUAUACAAGCUAGCUCAUGUUUGCGACAGUACCCCGGGUAACGGGGGCAGUACCGUCACCUCAAUCAUGCUGCUUCGCGGCUCCGAGGGAACAAAUGUUGAGUAUCAUCUUGCAUCAAAUCAGCGAUGUGCAGAUGAUCUCGAGAAUGUCAGGGCAUACCUUCAACAUUUACUUGAGCGGGUUGACAGAGCAUCAACGUCAGGAAGGACCUCGGAGCUGCGUAAGGACCUGCUGAACGCAGUAAUCUGGUUCAACAGACCCAGAAUCAACUCCUAUAUCGUCAGACUUGAGAUUGAGAUACAGCGUUGCAUCAAGAAUGCUCGAAAUGAGGAACCAGUCAUUGAAUCCCUGACAAGGACUCUCGGACUGCUUGAGUUUCACGAUGACAGGAUGGCCACUCAAUCUCAUUAUCUUGACAAAUGUAAUGCCCUUCUUCACAACCUAAUAAGAUUGAAAGCCUCUGAGAUAUGGGGAUACAUCGACCAACGAGCGACAGGGGUUCGUUUGGAUGGAGUCACAAGCAGCUCCUCUUCUUGUUGGCCUGAACUACGGCAUAUGGUUAACCGUCUUCUGGCAUAUUGUAAGGAUAUCGAGUUCUUCCUUCUUGCGAAAGACAACUGGCCUGAGAUAUUUCGAAACUUCAUGAUCUUGGUUCACCCAUCGAGUCACCCGCUCUCGCGACCAAGACGGAACAAAAGUAUGACCGCCGAAGGCAUUGUCGGUCGCAUGACCCGCAAAGAAGACAUCAUCGAAAGAUUCAGGCAAUUCGUCCAAGACCUGCAAAUCAUGCACUUGGACCAAAGAAUUCAAACAGAAUACCAAAAAGACAACUUUCAUCCAAUUGUCCACUCGGAGAUUUUGCUGCUUGAUCACGUCGAGAAAACAGCGGGAGGCAUUUCCCCUGACAGGUUCUUCAAUAAUUGGAUGUACAUCGGCAGCAGCAAGCCAACCUGCCGGCUCUGCGAGUACUACUUCGAGGAGCACCGGUCUGGCGUCGGGCAUCGAAGCAGUCACAAGAACCUUUAUAUCAGCUGGCGCGUUCCUGAUGUACUCCAAUCCGAAGGUCACGGAGGCGAAGAGAAGCGACAAGUUAUGGUCGAUAGGUUGCUUUUGAGGAUUCGCAAAGAUGCCUUCAAUCUCGUGGAGAAAAAGGUGAGGCCGACAUUCAGGAACCACGAUUCCAUCACGUCAUCCGUCAGCAUGACUCUGCAUGGGAAAUGGAGCGAGGCUUCUGACAUAUCUGAUGUCAUGGCCUCAAUGGGAAGUCUGCAAUUGAACAACGAUGGAGAUACUCAGUGA
Messenger RNA from Colletotrichum paranaense, 1482 nucleotides. RefSeq lists its product as uncharacterized. NCBI's taxonomy places the organism in Eukaryota, Fungi, Ascomycota, Sordariomycetes, Glomerellales, Glomerellaceae. The record is from RefSeq and is a predicted model, not a curated record. The transcript is spliced from 4 exons. Bases 1 to 1482 code for a protein of 493 amino acids.